Molecule: messenger RNA, 2156 nt
Organism: Linum tenue
Lineage: Eukaryota; Viridiplantae; Streptophyta; Magnoliopsida; Malpighiales; Linaceae
Source: the annotation of a GenBank genome assembly
UACGAUUCUUUUGAAAUCCGAAAAAAAAAGAUUGCGACAGUUGGACGCCAUAGCCAGAGUCAUUAAUCUCACCAGUUAGCACCGUUCCUUUUGCCUUUAUUUUUUCCUCUUCCAAACAGAUAUGGAUUCGAAUUCGGCAACAAAAGGGGGAAAAAAAGGUUGGCAAUGGUCGGUUAGGGUUUUGAAUUUCUUUAUUCAGCAAUCAGACUAACUGAGAAUCUCACUCAGUGUGGACCGGUUCCAGAGAUUUUCACACGCGAUGGCGGAGGUGAGAGGAGGUCAUGCCACGUGGCACGACGAUCUAGCGACUCUAAUGGAGGACUCCGGGAUGCGCUACGCGGAGAUGGCGUUUGAUCCGAACGCGUCGGAGUACGCUGUCGGCGCCGGAGAGUACAAUGUUGCUCCUGCUCCGGUCACCGCCGAAGCGGCGGAGGCGGAUGCGAAGAAGCCGGAGGAGAGCUUGAAGGAACAGGUGACGGAGUUCGCCAAGGCCUGGGGAGAAUUGCUUCUGGACUUGGGGAAAGGAUGCAAGGACAUCGCCAAGCAGAAUCUUCUGGACGAGAAUUCGUUCCUGGUUCAGAAGCUUGGGAAGCCAAUUGCGCGAGCCUCGGGUCGAUUGGCGUUCAUGAACGACUGCUUCUUGCCCGAGGAUCGCGACCCGGUACACGCCUGGCCCGUCGUAUUCUUCGUUUUCUUACUCGCUGUCUCGGCGUUGGGUGUAAAUACUAGAGAUGAAAGUGGAGUCCCGAUUGGAAAGAAAGUGCGAUUACAUCCUCCUAGUGCGAAUCGCGUUAGCCUUCCCGACGGGAGACAGAUAGCGUACCUUGAGCACGGUGUUGCAGCCAGCCGAGCGCGAUUCUCUGUUAUUUCCCCACAUUGUUUCCUUUCCUCUCGACUUGGAGGUUUCUCUGGUGUGGAGACAACUCUGCUUGAAGAGUUUGGGGUUCGGUUGAUUACAUAUGAUCUUCCAGGUUUUGGAGAGAGUGACCCUCAUCCUGCCAGGAGCCUCAACUCAUCGGCACAGGAUAUGCUUCACUUGGCCGAUGCAGUUGGUCUGGAUGGCAAAUUCUGGGUACUGGGUUUCUCAACUGGAAGCAUGCACUCUUGGGCUGCACUCACAUAUAUCCCUCAUCGGAUUGCCGGUGCUGCCAUGUUUGCCCCGAUGGUAAAUCCGUAUGAGCCUAGCAUGACCAAGGAGGAGACUACCAGAACUUGGGAAAAUUGGUCAUCCAGACGAAAGCUAAUGUACUUUCUAGCACGGAGAUUCCCGAGUUUCCUCCCCUAUUUUUACCGACGCAGCUUCUUGUCCGGAAAUCACGGUCAGAUUGAAAAGUGGAUGUCUCAACCACUUGGUAGGAAGGAUGAAAUUCUUGUUAACCAGCCAACAUUCCAAGAGUUUUGGCAUAGAGAUGUUGAGGAGUCGGUUCGCCAAGGGAGGGUGAAGCCAUUCAUUGAAGAAGCCGUGCUGCAGACUUCAAACUGGGGCUUCAAUCUGGCAGAUCUACAGGUGCGUAGGAGAUGUCAGAAGAGAGGUCUUCUUCUUCGGCUAAGAUCCAUGUUCAAUGAGGCGGAGUGUGAGCUUGUGGGAUUCCUUGGCCCAAUACACAUAUGGCAGGGGGCGGAUGACCAUGUAGUGCCGCCUUCAGCUGCAGAGUACAUUAGCAGGGUUAUACCAGGAGCAACGCUGCAUAAGCUGCCGAAUGAAGGCCAUUUUUCUUAUUUCUUCUUCUGCAAGGAAUGCCAUCGUCGGAUAUUCUCAACUCUUUUUGGGGAUGCUCUUGGCCCUCUUGAUGAGAAUGAAGAAGCUAGUGAAUCUCCCUUUGUACUGGGAGCCACUGACAACGAGACCUCUGUCACUAGGUCUUUUGAUUAGUAGUCUCUUGACUACUUUUGACUAGAGGCUUUCUUUGUUGUAACUUGUAAGUAAAGUUAUAGAUCACAGGUUCUGCUCCAACGAGCUUGCUGAGAACAAUGGGGCCAAAUGUAUCUGCUGAUGGAUUUGCCUGAAAUAUCUCGUUUUGAAUGGUGGUGAAUCCUAGCUAGGAGAGAUUUGGAAAUUUCAGUUUUGCUAAUUUGUCACCGGACAUCCCCAGGAAACGAAUGACGAUUGAGGAGUAAGAUCUAUAAUCUAUUGAAAUGAUUUCUAUGACAGGAGG